CGACAGCCAGAGAGAGGCAUCGGCGCACGGUGUCGAAGUGAAGUAGCAUCGCAUCGCAUCGACGUACAGUCCAGUGCAACCCCUCCAGUCGCGUGAAGCAGUUCGCCAGAACAAACAUAUGGAGCACCCAUCCCCGCUCCGCUCCCUCACUCCUGAGCUCCUCGUCCACGCGCUGAGCUUUGCCGACGCGGUCUCGCUGCUCGCUGCAUCGCGCGCCUGCGCCGCGCUCCGCGCCGCCGCAAACGAGGAGCAGGUGUGGACGGCGUUGCUCUGGCGCCACCACUCGCGCAUCCUGCGGCUCCUCUUUCACGGGCAGCCACCGCGGGAAAAUGACGGCCUCUCGCCAAAGCAGGCCUACUUCGAGUUCGCUCGCUCUUGGAAGCUCCUCGCGCAGCGGCGGUCGGGUCGCCUCCUCCUAAAGAUUGACGGCGAGGCGGCGGGCGGCCUGGCGGGCACAUUCGGAGUGUACGACGCGACCGAGUACGCGCCGCAGCACCCCGGCUUUGAGCUGAUCGUCGAGGACGCGGCGGAGGAGGAGGACUCGACGAGCACCUUUGCCGCCGCCUCGCACACGAGUCUGGCAAAGGCGAUCCUGCGCUCGCUCGCGGUGCCCGGGCUCGAGUGCAUCCGGUACGACGGCGAGGACGUGCAGCUCGCGGCUCUGCGGAGGCGGACGCUGCAUCGCUCCUACCUCCUCUGCCUUCGCGCGUGGGCGAGGCAAGCCGUGCGGUGGGCCGCCCUGCUCGCGGCCGCCCUCGUCCUCCGCGCCGCCUGCGGCGCGGCCUGCUCCGCCCUCGCCGACCUGUGUGCGACGCCGGCCGCGGCGUCUGCGGUCGUCGUCGCGCCGGCCGCAGCCGCGCUGAGGAGGCGGCGCGCCCGCAACAAGGAGCUGCGAUGACUCUAGAGAGAGCUCAUAGCUCUAGGGAGGCAGGGAGGCGUGCCCAACUUGUUGUCGUUUUUUGAGAAGCUCCGUGGUGCACACGUGUCCGUGCCAGCGCCAGUGUGCCUAGCAGUGUGCGCAGUGGUGUGGUCCCGCCCGCCGCCGCAGCCCGCACUUGCCACUUGAGGCACUUUGGAGUGCGGUCAUUACACAUUAGCCUGAGGAGCACUUGGGCAACUACAAAUAAAUAAAA
This is a messenger RNA of Emiliania huxleyi CCMP1516, 1133 nucleotides long. RefSeq lists its product as hypothetical. The record is from RefSeq and is a predicted model, not a curated record. Lineage: Eukaryota; Haptophyta; Isochrysidales; Noelaerhabdaceae. The transcript has a single exon. The coding region runs from base 119 to 898 and encodes 259 amino acids. Gene Ontology annotation, molecular function: protein binding.